CCAGGAGCUUCAGAUGUGAAGGGCUAGUUUGAUCACUAGGACUAAUUCAGUCUUGGCUUCUCUACUCAGACACUCAGCUGGGGUAUCAAUUAAUGCAAGUUAGAGUGUUUAUAAAAGGUUGUGGAUACUUAUUUAGAAAAUGAGCCAUUUCCCUCAAAGUCCUUUCACAUAGGUCAUCAAACUGCUAUCAGAGUUUAAGGGUGUGAAGGUUUUCAAUGCAGCUUUAGCAUUUAUGCUGUAAAAGAAUAAUGAAGAAAAAAUUGUUUUUUUGCCUGGAAGAGGCUGGUACCAGCAGUUCUCCAGAAGGCAGAAUGCCAGAUUAGGGCCACUGAAAAAAAUUGCCUUCUUUUGAAAAGGUUUUGCUUCACUGAGUUUGGAAAAGUUAUGAAAUAUCUGUAAAAAAUCCAAAACACCGAGUUUUAGGACUGUUGUGGAGUAUCCACUACAUUUUAAAGACGGCAGCCCUCCCGCUGUGACGUUACACUGGCAUCCUGCCCAAAAUUCUCUAGCACUGAGAAGAAAGGGUCUGACACAGAGGUGACACAAGAAGACAUGUAUUCAAUCUAGAAGAGCAACAUCAUGGAAACAAGAAUGAUUCCUGACCAAUCUAAAGACAACCCACAUUUCCUGGACACAAGUACUGAGCCACUUCCUAUCAAGAGAAUGUAUCCUUAUUUUUCUAAGUUAAAGCUAUUUCUUGGGGCGCUAGCAUUCUCCUUUUUCGCCAAAGGAUUUUCUGGAAGCUACAUGAAUAGUAUGUCAACUCAAAUUGAACGGAGAUUUGAAAUUCCCUCAUCAAUUGUCGGCCUCAUUGAUGGAAGCUUUGAGUUAGGUAAUUUAAUGGUGAUGAUUCUGGUGAGCUAUCUUGGACCAAAAGUUCACCGGCCCAGAGUAAUUGCUGUUGGAUGUCUCAUCAUGUCAUUUGGAGCAUUUUUAUCAGUGAUGCCUCACUUCCUAAUGGGACGUUAUAAUUAUGAAAGAAUACCGCUUACAGAGGACAACUCAUCUACAAGUUUAUCAGCGUGCUCUCUGGCAUUACCUUUAUAUCAUCCAACUUUCAAUUCCAUGGAAAUGACUAGGGAGUUGAAAAAUUCUGGUUGUGAAAAAGUAGCAAGCUCCUAUCUGUGGAUGUUUGUAAUGAUGGGGAACCUUUUACGUGGAAUCGGUGAAGCACCUAUUAUGCCACUAGGGGUUUCAUAUGUUGAUGAUUUUGCCAAAGAAGAAAACUCAGCAUUCUACAUAGGUGCCAUAAGAUCAUCUGGAAUGGUUGGCCCAACACUUGGCUUUUUGCUUGGCUCUUUCUGUGCUAAUCUGUGGGUAGACAUUGGAGUGGUGGAUCUUGAGAGUUUAACCAUAAAUCCCAAAGAUAUUCGUUGGGUUGGAGCCUGGUGGCUUGGACUGGUGAUAUGUGCAGCAGUCAAUUUUCUGGCUUCAUUGCCUUUCUGGUUCCUUCCUUAUUCCUUACCAAAAGAAGGAGAAGAAAGAAAUUUCAAGAAGCUGAGUGAAUCAUCUAUAACUAUCCAAGAAGAUCACUGUAACAUAGAACCCACAAAUCAACCACAGCUGAAGUUUUCAGAAGCAGUAAAAGAUUUCCUACCAACUUUGAAGAAACUUCUUGGGAACCCAGUCUUUCUGGUUUACUUGCUUCUCACUGUUCUGCAGUAUAAUUCUAUGGUUGGGUUGAUAACUUUUGAGACAAAGUUUAUGGAACAGCAAUUUAAUAUAUCAGUGUCAAGAGCCAUCUUUCUAAUCGGUGUGAUACUUUUGCCAAUUACAAUUCUGGGCAUGUUUCUGGGAGGCUUUAUCAUUAAAAAGUUCAAGUUACACAUAACUGGAAUGGCAAAAUUUGCAAGUGCCACCUUUAUAACUGCAUAUCUGUUAAGCUUCCUGUACUUCGCAUGCGAUUGUGAGGUGCUCCAGGUGGCUGGUUUAACAGUUUCCUACUCUGGAGUAAAACAAUCUUCCAUCCUAAAAAACAACCUAAUUGCCAGCUGCAAUUCUAACUGCAGCUGUGUAUUGAAUCAAUGGGAUCCUGUAUGUGGGGACAAUGGAAUCACUUAUAUGACCGCAUGUUUUGCUGGUUGUAAAUCCUCAAUUGGGACUGGAAAGAACAUGGUGUUUCACAACUGCAGCUGUGUGCAAGGUCAAGGGCCCGAGACUGGCAAUUUCUCUGCAAUUCUGGGACAGUGCCAAAGAGAAAAGUGUACUAAAACAUUUCCCUAUUUUUUAGCAUUACUGAGCAUGUGUGCACUUUUUUUAGCAUUAGGAGCCACUCCUGCAUACAUGAUCAUGUUUAGAUCUGUUUCACCAGAGUUGAAAUCCUUUGCUGUAGGCAUUGAGGCUUUGUGUGGAAGGAUACUAGGAGGACUUCCAGCUCCUAUUUAUUUUGGAGCUUUGAUAGAUCAGACCUGCUUGAAAUGGGGAACAAAGAAGUGUGGGGGCUCAGGAUCUUGUAGAGUGUAUGACACGAAAGCAUUCAGAAAUGUCUAUCUUGGACUCACUGCAGGACUGAGGACAGGAUGCUGCUGCUUAUAUAUAACACUCUCCAUUUUAAUAAUAAAACGAUUCAGACCAGAGAGCAAAGAGGUGAUAGAUUUGAAAAAUACAAAAGUACCAUCCAAGAAUGGGUCAACUAAUGUAAUCAAAAAGGAAACUUUUCCAUGUUCAAAAGCUUCGGACGCAAACGAUGAAACAUGUAUGUGAACAGAACAAAGGCAUUUUAUAACUUUGAAUGCUGAUAUGCAGGUUUUCAAAGUACUACAUGGGGCCAAAUAAGGAAGUCUACAGCUCUUUGGAAUGUCAAUGACCAUUUUCCAAGUUUAUACCCUUCACUUCCUUUCCAAAAAGCAGGGAAAAAUUAUUCUUCUAUUUUUGUGUUUUUAACCAGUUUUUAAGGCUGGUAUUGAAAUGUUUCCAGUUUCAGAUUUUGAUGGGGAAAAAAAACAGAUGGGAAAUUUAAAAUAAAAAAAAAAAUCCUUGUUCUUCAACCUGAUCUAUUUAAGUUCUUGCCCUGAGUCUGAUCCUGCAAUUCUUAUUAUAUCAAAUAUUCCUUAUAUACCCAAUUGUUCUUCCUGAGUUCGAUGGGUGCACUUGCAUGAAUGAGGAUUAUUCACAUUAAUAAGCCUUGUAGGGCUGGUCCCUCAGUUGUCCUCCAGCCAGGCAAAAGCCACCUUGACCUCAAUGAGCUUUGAGUCUGAAUAAACACUUCAUGAAAACUUCAGGAUUUGUCUCAAACAUUACCCAGUGAAAAUAAACUGCAAAAGAUAGACUAUACUGUAUUAAUUUUAAAGUCCCUUUCAGUAUUGAAUCAAACCUUUUGUCAUCAUUAUUAUAAUUAGUCUGAUCCAGGACAAUGAGGUGGCAGAUACUGGAAUUACAUGUCUUUGUUUUUUAAUUUUUUUUAUUUUAUCAACGUAAGUUUGAAAUAAUUGAAAGACUAUUAUAUAAACACGUCAUCCCCCAUAAAGUACCAAAAAAGGGCCAUUACAUAAAGUGCUAAAAGCUCUCAAACAGUGCUGCCGUGACAUGACAGAGAAGCGAGCUCCUUAAUAACAAAUGCACCUAUCGUUUAUUACUAAAAUAUCUCUACAUCAAUACCUGAAGUGUGAUGUCCCCCUGACAAAGUCUGCUGUGUGGCUUUUUUUUUUUAAGGGAAUGAAUAUUACUAAUAAGAACAGCUCUGCAGUCGCAUCAUGUUGUGUCAUAUGCUUAGGGGUAGUCUAUGCUCUAGAUCAUUUGCUGAUUUAGUGAAGCUGACAGAACGCCCCCUAAAGGAGAUGCAGUGUAGGCUGACAGCAGUUCUUUCACUGGCACAGCUAGGCCAUCUUCCCAAACAUUAGCUAAGCCAGAAGAAGCAUUUUUCUGCCAGCGUACUCUCAUCUACAGCAGGUGUCUUCUGAGCCAACAUAGAUAUGCCAGCAAAACUUUGUACUAUAGACUUUUGCCCUAGUCUAGGGUUAAAUCUUUGUCUCCACAGGCUCUUUGCACAGUCCGAGGGGCUGUGAGAAACAUGCAUGACUGGACUGUAAUCUCCAUAGCUUAGGCUAUCGUACAGAAAAUGGAAGGAAGCUCAACAGGUCUAAAAAAUGAGAUCUGCUUUGUUUCCCCUGGAAAGUUGGCUCCCCAAAGAGCCUGUGAUUCCACCAGCUCCCUCAUCCCUACCACUCUGGCUAUAAACUCAAGCACAUGACACACGUGCAGGUCACCUGUGUGGGAGCUCUUCAAAUUCUGGUCCUGGGCAGAAGACUUGCCCCCAUUUUCCUAUUCAACCAAUUCAACCAACAUGUUCAUACGUUGUAGCCUGAAGUCAAAAGGCCCUUUAUACAAGAACCUCAUUCAACUAGUUAGUGAUGAUGGUGUUUCUAGGCCGACAUACACACAUGCCUGCUGUCUUCUAUGUCAGCAUUCGAGAGGGGCUUGGCUCAAAAUCCCAGCUUCAAACACACCGGCACAUUCAGGUAUUCAACAUUAGUGGGCCCCCUUCUCCUCACACUUACAUUGGUACAAUUGCAUUGAUUUCUCUUGCUUUGCUCCUGAGUGACACACUGAAAAUGAGAAGCUCAGGCCCUCUUACAUGAUGAUUAGCAUAAUAGCUUGAACUGAACGCAGGCUCCACACAAUUCAUUUUAUUUUGGGGGGGGAGGUGAUAAAUUAAAAUAUAUUGAUGCCUGCUGAUCAGUGAAUAUAUGCCAUAGCAUGUUUUACUCUAAAAUAUUUUUGACAAAACAAGAGCCCUAUUUGCGCACAAUUUUUCUUUACCUUUCGCAGUAGGUUCUGUUUUUGCUGCCGCCAAAGCAAUAUGUCAGGCUGAGAGUGAAGCAUGGGUCAGGAUUGGCGAUCCAAGAGCACAACGCCAUGUCCUGAUUAAUGUGGGAUACGUCUACCAGGUGUUCUUACAAACAAAUGUAGAUCCUGACACAAUGAUACAGAAAUAGUUCCCCUCAGUAAUGGAUGUUUGAGUCAUUCUGGCAGAAGUCUCCCUGCCCCCUCAAAGCCAAAUAAAAAACGUACACGUCAUUAUGUGAAACAUGGUUGUGAUGGUUUUGUCCCUUGCCUCAUGCUUUAUGAAAUUGACUUAUGGAUACACAUAUGCUUAACUCAAAGAUGCUUUGAACAAAAUACCUCGUGUAACCUAUCGAUUAUGAUGUCACAAUUUGCUGGAUCUGUAGAUCUUGUUUUGGCGUAGAUAUUCUUGUAUGAAGCGUUAGCUCAGUGAUCGCCAACCUUUUUAAGCACAAGAUAACUUUUUGAAUUUAAGUCAGUCCAGGCUUUACUUAAAACCCAAAUACCCCUGCUCUACUCCUUUGCUGAGGCCCCACCCUCCUCACUCUGUGAAGAUGGGCUACAGGAGAAGGGGAUAGAGAGACAUCAGUGCACCCCUGCCUCUGUCUCCCCAAUCUUGGACAAUGAGGAGGCUCCCAGGGGCAGCACUGGUAGCCUCCCAGCCAAACCAGUCAGGAUCACCUGUCAGACGCUCCAAGAUCUACCAGUAGAGCCUGAUCUACUGGUUGGUGACCACUACGUUAGCUAUAUGGAGUAUGGAAAUGGUUUAUGGUUGUAAAUGUGCAAAUGAAAACCAUCAGGGCUGUUUCCAUCAAUGUCUGGGUGCUCACCUGUAAAUAGCCCCUUUUGUCCUUUAAAUCUUAUUAAUUAGGGUGAUCAUAUGUCUUCCUAAGGCCAACCACUGCUAAGGUCUGACCAGGUAAUUUUCUGUGGAAGGGUGGAAUGUAAUGACAGCAUUCCCAUCCAAAAGGAAGGCUCUUUAGGAUGCAAAGUUUUCAGGCCCUUGGUGUUUGGCUGGCAUGUCACUCCCAAGAGAAUGAACCAGAGAUCCAGGGGGAAAAGGUCUUCCCUAAAUAACAACAGUUUUAGUGUAAUUUGAGUGUUAUAACUAGUUCUACUUUGUUUUUUAUUUUAAAUUUGUAAUGCACCUUGCUCUGCCUGUUUUCACUUGUAAUCACUUAAUCCUACUGUUUGUACUUAAAAAUCACUUUUAUGUACUAUCAAGUCCAGUGUAAAUAAUGGUUCAAUAAUAAAAUAAGU
This is a messenger RNA of Pelodiscus sinensis (Chinese soft-shelled turtle), 6042 nucleotides long. Its product is annotated as solute carrier organic anion transporter family member 1A5-like. Gene Ontology annotation, biological process: transmembrane transport; bile acid and bile salt transport; sodium-independent organic anion transport. Lineage: Eukaryota; Metazoa; Chordata; Testudines; Trionychidae. The record is from RefSeq and is a predicted model, not a curated record. Gene Ontology annotation, molecular function: protein binding; bile acid transmembrane transporter activity. Gene Ontology annotation, cellular component: basolateral plasma membrane.